AGAGAUACAGCCCACUUGUACCUUGUAUCCAACAAUUAAACCACAACUUCCUUGUUCCUCCAGUGAGACAAAUCUAUGAUCAAAGCAGCAGGAUGAGGCGGAUGAGUGUCUUCCCACAGCAUGGCGCGGCUCUGGGACACCUGGGACUUUCUGCCAACGAAAUCCGGCAGGAAGUUGAAAACAAUACAUCUGAACUGGUAUCUGACCUGGUUAACCAGUCAGCCCGAGCCAGAUUCCAAGCCAUACGAUCAUUACCUAUGCCAUUCAGUGAGAGAAAAAUAAUCAGAAACAGAGUGAACUCUGUCAAACAAUCAAAGACCAUCAUCCCCACAAACUGUGGUCAACAGGUGUCUCGGUCUUUCCGCAGAUUUCGUGCUGGCUUGGCAUCAGCCAGGCAGUAUUUGAUUAUAUGGCAUGACACUCUGAAGGAUAUCGGCGGCAGGUUUGGCACUUCUGUCCUCUCCUAUUUCUUGUUCCUUAAGUGGCUGCUGAAGUUCAACCUGUUCUCCCUCAUCAUCAACUUCUGCUUCAUCACAAUCCCACAAAUAGUGCACGCACCCAAUAUCAGCAGCGUCACAGGCUUCAGAGGCCUUGAGCUCCUCACUGGGGUGGGUUAUUUCAACCAGACGGUCUUGUACUAUGGUGGCUAUAAUGGUGAAGUGAUCGUAUCCAAACCAGGCUACAACAUGCAGUUGGCCUAUUUUUUCACCAUAGCUGCAUAUCUGGUGCUGUGUGGGGUGUCUCUUAUCUACAGCAUGUCCAGAUCCUUUCAGAAGAACUUUGUGCUCGACACAGGACCUGUCUCUGGAGGAGCAUGGCGUCUCCUGUGCAGCUGGGAUUUCAGUGUUGUCAAUGAGAAAGCCAUACAGUACAACAAGAACAAUCUCGCCAUUCAGCUGAAGGAGUCCUUAUCAGAAAGGUUACAGGAGAAAAACAAAAUGGAUCUGUCUGACAGAAUAAAGCAUCUGUCUCUCAACGUACUGGCCUGGCUGCUCUCUUUAGGACUUGCCGUAGGUUGCAGUGCAGGCAUCUACUUCCUGGGGACAGAUCCAGAACUGGCCUUCAGUUUCAAUCACAGUCCAAAUGAUUUAACAGCAGAGGCGUCUACUCUUCUUCUACCUGUGGUCGUGUCGAUCAUCAACCUGAUAGUGCCUAUUCUUUACUCUCUCAUUAGCAAAAUAGAGAGUUACUCCAACCCACGCGCAAAGAUCUACAUCAGCAUUGUGAGAAAUGUUAUUUUGAAGAUGUCCAUUCUUGGAAUCCUUUGCUUUUACUGGCUGGAUUUUGUUCCCAGCAGUGUCUCAUGUUGGGAGUCCUUUGUGGGGCAGAGCGUGUAUCGACUGCUGAUAUUUGACUUCAUAUUCUGUCUGAUUGGCAUUUUCUAUGGGGAAUUUCUGCUCAAUGUAAUCGGAACCAGGUGCAUCCAGAGUCUUGGCGUCCCAGAGUUUGACAUUGCUAGGAAUGUACUUGAUCUGAUCUAUGCUCAGACUCUGGCUUGGAUUGGAAUUUACUUCUCCCCCCUACUUCCUGUAAUGCAAGUCCUAAAACUGUUUAUCAUCUUUUACCUGAAAAAGAUCAGUCUGAGUAUGAACUGUCAGCCUCCCAAACACAGUGGCAGAGCCGCUCAGAUUCAAACCGUCUUCAUCGCCCUGCUCUUCUUCCCUUCGUUUGUGGGCGCGCUAUCCAUGGUAGCAUUCACAGUGUGGAGUCUGAAGCCCUCAAGUGAGUGUGGGCCCUUCCAGGGUCUCGACACCCCCUUCCACACCAUUUUCAGUUGGACUGCUUCUAUUCAGGGCCCCUCUGAAACUAACUGGGUCUGGUGGAUAUUUGAAAACAUACUGAGAAGUGAACUCUUCUACUACUUGAUAAGCCUUAUCAUCCUAGUCAUCACUUAUUUUCUCUGGCAAAUCACUGAGGGACGGAAACAGCUCAUCAACACUCUGCGACAGCAGAUUGUGAAUGAAGGAAAGGACAAAGCAUUUCUUUUGGAUAAAAUGCAAAAAUUACAGAAGGAAAGAAGGGAAAAGGCAUCUUACAGACCUCAGGACUAUGACCAGACACCACAUUUCAACCCAAACUGGAUGAAUACGCUGCCCUUGGAUAUGUGAAAUAUAUUCUUUAACUAUUUUUAUAUUGUACAUGCUUUUUUCUCUUUUUUUGUAAAUAUUGCAAUAAUCUGUAACUUAUUUUGAAAAUAUCUGAGUGGGAAGAGCAAUGAUUUGGAAACAUCAGCUGUACUGGCAUAGGAAAUGGCAUUUUGUGCUUGUCUACUGUAGUAGGUGACUGUGUUUCCUAUGGAGCCUUGAACAUGUUAUGUUUGAAAAAUAAAAAAUAAAAUAGAUAGUCGGGUCACAAAUUAAGACUUACUAUUAAGUCACUUCCACACCUUAUUUAUUUGUUCCCUUGUUUUAGAUCAAUCAUAGCCAUGUAGUAGAGUUUAACUUCAUUUUUAAUUUUGUUAAAUAAUGGCUAUGACUAAAACAAUAGGGCUGGGUAAAAAAUAUCGAUUUGCCAAUUUUAUUAGAUUCUUAUUUUUACAAUAUGAUUUUGACUCUGAAAUCCCAAGAAUCGAUUAGCCUAACCUGUUUGAGUAAUGAACGAAACAUUUAAGCGCUUCUCUCAUCCAAUAAAUAGGGUCAUUCUACAGAAAUGUCCACUUUUGGUAUGGCAAGAUGUCUUAAAAUGUUUUUUUUUUCCUAACAUUUAAACAUUAUUAGAUUACCUUUUGAUUUUAUGAAUACAUAUUAAUGACAGCUUUAUGAUUUAAAAAAAAUAUAUAUAUCUUUUUUGUGCAGUUGUUUAAAGAUCACAUGUACCAUUUUUUAGUCACUGGCUUUACCUUCUUUGGCAAUAUUAAAGGUUUUUAUGAAAUAUUAUUUCUCAGUUAUUUUCAGAGUCAUCAGAGUUACAGAAAAAUAAUUGAACAUGCAAUAAGGAGCUUUAUAAGCUUUGUGUUUUGUUACUUUUGAUAUGCAACAAAGUCUCAGAUUUCAAAUUCUGUCAAUUUUAUUAGUAUUCAAACACUAAAUGUCGUUUUGCCGCUCUUUAAUGUGGAGUGACAGAUCGCAGUAGUGCCUCAGUUCAACAGAAACGGCCUGUGAAUUGAUGAUCAUGUCCUCUGGUUUAAAACAAGUUUUAUAACAAAAAAACAUGGAUAAACAUCCGAAGGUGUGUUAAAAGGAGGAGUACAACUUACUGAAAUCCAUAUCCUGCCUCAUGUAAUGGCUCAACCAGUGUUUCAACCGCGGAAAGACGUCAGUAUAACAGCAUGUAAACAAUAUGUCACAUAACGUCACAUUUACCUCAGAAAAAAACAUAUCCGGUGACCAUAAACUCAUUAGUCAGCUAGAAAUAUGACCUAUAGAGAGGAGAAUUUUGCUAAAUAUAUGUACCAUGUAACAGAUUGACUAAAUUUUUACUGUUUUUCAAGGUUUAAUUAAUGUUUGAAUAAAUCCGUCAAAUUUGUAUGACAGCCACCGUUUUAAAUGUUUUAAAACACGAAUUAGUAAAAAUAAAGUUAUAUAGGCUAAUUGUAACUUUACUAUUAUAAAAAAACUUCACUGCGUAUAAUUUAAGCAUUAGUAAACAAAUAAGUUAAUUUUAACCUUUAAUAUUAUAGUAAUGUGGAACCAACUGACUCUUAUAAUUUACCGCAUUAGUUGAUUUAUUUUUUUUGCCUUGAGAAAAUUUUAUACCGUACCUGAUAUAUAUCCAAAAUAAUCAAUAUCGAAACUAAUCGGUAUCAAAACGCAAGCUUCUGAAUCAUUAAAUCUUUAAAUCAAGUGAACAAAUGUGACCCUGGACCACAAAACCAGUCAUACAGGUACAUAUUUUAAAAUUAAGAUUUAUUACAUAAAGAAGCUUUCCACUCAUGUAUAGUUUGUUAGGAUAUGACAAUAUUUGUCCAAGAUACAAUUACUUGAAAAUCUGGAAUCUGAGGGUGCAAAAAAUUGAGAAAACUGCCUUUAAAUUUAAAGUUAUUAGCAAUGCAUAUUACUAAUCAAAAAUUGUGUUUUGAUACAUUUACUUUAAGAAAAUUAACAAAAUAUAUCUUCAUGGAACCUGAUCCUUACUUAAUAUCCUAAUGAUUUUUGGUAUAAAAAAAAUAUAUAUAUAAUUUUGACCCAUACAAUGUAUUUUUGGCUAUUGCUACAAAUAUACCCGUGCUACUUAAGACUGGUUUUGUGGUCCAGGGUCACAAAUGAAUAAUUAAAUUUUUUGUCAUGUUCAAGGCUUCAUAAUUUCCUCAUAAGAACAAAAAAAAACACUAGACUAGGUGAGAAACCAACAUUUUACCCAUAGUAAUUAGACUGAUUUCUCCUCAACAUACAUAUUCACAUACAUCCUACUAAUUUAUUCUGAUAAAAGUGAUAUCUGUAUAAAUAUCAACAA
Labeo rohita (rohu) is the source of this 4392-nucleotide messenger RNA. RefSeq names its product transmembrane channel like 5 (gene tmc5). The coding region runs from base 93 to 2108 and encodes 671 amino acids. Lineage: Eukaryota; Metazoa; Chordata; Actinopteri; Cypriniformes; Cyprinidae. Gene Ontology annotation, cellular component: plasma membrane. The transcript is spliced from 18 exons. Gene Ontology annotation, molecular function: mechanosensitive monoatomic ion channel activity. The record is from RefSeq and is a predicted model, not a curated record.